Messenger RNA from Tribolium castaneum (red flour beetle), 1944 nucleotides. It is a transcript of the gene Lola, whose product is annotated as longitudinals lacking. Lineage: Eukaryota; Metazoa; Arthropoda; Insecta; Coleoptera; Tenebrionidae. The record is from RefSeq and is marked validated. Gene Ontology annotation, molecular function: protein binding. Bases 104 to 1510 code for a protein of 468 amino acids. The transcript is spliced from 5 exons. Gene Ontology annotation, biological process: regulation of transcription by RNA polymerase II. Gene Ontology annotation, cellular component: nucleus.
GCCAUUACUACACAAAGCACUGUUUCAUGUCGUCUCUGUAAAAAGUCAAACACAAGUGAAAAACCUUAUUGUGAUAUAGUGAUAAGUGUGCCAAAACAGAAUAAUGGAGGAUGACCAACAGUUUUGUCUGAGAUGGAACAAUCAUCAGUCUACCCUUGUGGCAGUCUUCGACACACUGUUGGAAAAUGGGACGUUGGUUGAUUGCACAUUGGCAGCAGAGGGCAAAUGUCUCAACGCCCACAAAGUGGUCCUUUCAGCAUGUAGUCCAUUUUUUGAGUCGUUGCUGUCGCGACACUACGACAAGCACCCCAUACUAAUAUUGAAAGAUGUGAAGUUCCAAGAACUGAAAGCGAUGAUGGACUACAUGUACAGGGGUGAAGUGAACAUAUCGCAGGACCAAUUGGGUGCGUUACUGAAGGCGGCUGAAUCGCUCCAGAUAAAGGGUUUAUCUGACAACAGAAAGGGGGGAGAGACUGACAGAAAGCCGGCGGCACCGCCACCAGCCCCCUCAAAAAGUCCGCAACCAACGUCGCUUCCAAAAGUACAAGGCCUAACAAUAGAACAGCGAAACAGAGACGAUAGUAGGGAGGGUUCGCAGUCACCAGGACCCCGAAAGAAAAAAAGGAUACGGCGUAAAAGCGAAGAGUUAGAUAAUCACCAUGACGCUUCAAAUUCAUCAGAAUCUCAUAGUAAUCAAACACCCGCCCAAAACAUUCCCACGAUGUUACCUGCCUCGAAAUUAAUCGCCGACGUGCCUGAACCCGUAGAAACCAAAUCCGAAAUCCUGACGAGGCAUAAACAGUCCGACGACGUUCCCCAAGUUCCUAUAAUAAAAGAAAAAAUAGAAACACAUACAGAACUGAUGCUUGAACCAAAGUCUGAGUAUGUUGAAGAAAUGAACGAGGACAGUAUUGAGGAUUUGACGUUGGACGAUGAUGAUAUUAGCAAUAUGGAAUCAAUGGACGAUGGAGCUGGGCCUAGUCAUGGCAAUGCGGGUGAAGGAUCGAGUCAAGGUUUUGGAGGUUGGCACAUGGGUAACCAAAGUCAAGACGAAGUAUUUUUGGCCGCACAAGAGGCCGUAGGUGCACAUCGUGAUUCACAAGCACAAGAUUUGCGUGUUUCUCGCCCUUGGGAGCGCUGGCCUUCGCAUCUUGCCCUGCCUAUGAUGCUAAUGCGUGAAAGCAUGAAAAAGUCGAUGAUUCAGUCGGUGAAUCGGUCUUCUCUCGAUUUAAGCACCUCAUCUCCAAAGUCUAGGAAUCGGACUAGUUUAGAUGGGACUGGUUUCGAUUGCUCAGUUUGCGGUAGGAUAUAUAAAUUGAAAAGUUCUUUGCGUAAUCAUCAGAAGUGGGAGUGCGGAAAAGAGCCGCAGUUCAAGUGCCCUUAUUGCGUCUAUAAAGCCAAGCAGAAGAUGCACAUGGCAAGGCACAUGGAACGCAUGCACAGAGAGGUCGAUUACUCCUCGGUAAAGACCGAGAUCGCUGUUAAAAGUGAGAGCGGAGACGCUGAAUGACUUAAAAAGUAGACCGACUCAAGCCCCAGUUACUCCAUAAACAUACGCGCCAUGUUAUUUUGUUAACUAAAAUACUCCUCAACACGUUCCUAAAACAACGUAAUAACAGUAAUUAAACUUUCACUAUGCUGCCUUAUCCCCUGACGCCACGGUUGCGAGCAGGCGGAAACAUUUGUGAUACUUGAAAAAUCCGACAAUAUUCAAGACUGUUACACAUCACUUUUGGAUUACGUUUUACCGUUCCUAUAAAUUUUCGACGAUAUUUUGGCGUUUUUUAGUAUUUUGUAAUUUUUUGUGAAAAGAAUAUUUAUAUGUGAUAAAAAUGAUAAAAUAUGCUCUUUACGAUGAUAUUUUUAUGUGAAUAGUUUACCUAAAUGAAGUGCCUCACAUAGUUAAAUGUUCCUUGAAGUGUAUCUCUAGAUAUAAGUUACCUU